Pseudophryne corroboree (corroboree frog) is the source of this 7876-nucleotide messenger RNA. It is a transcript of the gene DBP, whose product is annotated as D-box binding PAR bZIP transcription factor. Gene Ontology annotation, biological process: regulation of transcription by RNA polymerase II. Bases 584 to 1519 code for a protein of 311 amino acids. Lineage: Eukaryota; Metazoa; Chordata; Amphibia; Anura; Myobatrachidae. Gene Ontology annotation, cellular component: nucleus. The record is from RefSeq and is a predicted model, not a curated record. The transcript has 4 exons. Gene Ontology annotation, molecular function: RNA polymerase II cis-regulatory region sequence-specific DNA binding; DNA-binding transcription factor activity, RNA polymerase II-specific.
CCCAUGUCACUGCCACAUGACUAUCCCAGUGCAACUUGCUAAACACAAAUACACACACAGCACAGGCAGGCAGCACAGCUGCACAGCAGCACAGGCACAUAGCACAGCACAGCACAGCUAGCUGCUGCUAAUGUAAAGGUAUAGCUAUGAUAAAUGGUGUACAGAAAAGCGGCAAACUCCACAGCUGAUUGGCUGCCAGAGAGGUCUCGUUCCAUGGAUGCAGCCCCCUCCUGCAUUCUCACUGCCGGGGAGGAAAAUAGGAACAUUGCAAAACACUUUCCCAUUGAUCGGGAAAUGGGGGAACUUCUAUCCUCUCCACUUGGCAAGAGCAGUGGUCAGUGCAUCCUGUGCCAGCAGCCAGCCCUCCUAACCUGCUGAGCUGGCAUCUUGCAUUACAUUCUCCCUUUUACUGAUUUUCUUUUUUUCCCCCAUUGCACCUUUUUUUUUUUUUUUUGCUGAUAAGGGACAUUUAUUACCCAGGCGAUCAGGAUUGAAAGAGGUGUUGGAGAACAAGUACCAUCUGUGACUAUUCUUCAUCAUCAUCAUCAUCUGCUCCUUCUUGCCGUGCAAACUGUCAGAGGAGAUGGCACGGCCAACAGCCCAGCUGGCUGGCAACGAGAAGAUACAGGGCCAACAGCUGCAUCCUACGCCUCCCAUAGGUGUACCAGGGUCUGGGAUGGUGAGCCUGAAGAGCUUGCUGCAAGGGCCCAUAAAGGGGCAAGAACGCAGGGCAAAAGACCUAACCAAUUGUAUCGUGAAGGAUAAAGAGAGAAAAGUAGAGGAUGAAAUGUCUGGACCCCGUCCUUCUCACUGUGCUUUCCUUGGAUCCCUUUUAUGGGAACGCUCCUUGCCAUACAAUGAAAUAGAAUAUGUUGACCUGGAUGAGUUCCUAUUGGAAAAUGGACUGCCACCAAGCCCACCUCACCAGCCUUUCUCACCAGCCAACCUGACACCACCUCCGUCUAAUCAGUCAGUCGUUGACCUCAGCCGACCAGCGUCGUGCGCCUCUACUUCUUCCACUUGUUCCUCUCCAGGACAGAGCAUGAUGGGCAGUGAAUAUGAACACCCAAGUGGCAAAGCAGGUCAGGGAACUCCUUUGUCGAGAGAAAGUCCCAGUCCUGUGGACCCAGAGUCUGUGGAAGUAAUGAUGAACUUUGACCCAGAUCCCGCUGACCUUGCCUUGUCCAGCGUACCAGGACACGAGACCUUUGACCCAAGGAAACACAGAUUUUCUGAAGAGGAACUAAAACCUCAGCCUAUCAUGAAAAAAGCACGAAAAAUCCAGGUGCCAGAUGAACAGAAGGAUGAGAAAUACUGGAACCGGCGAUACAAAAAUAAUGAAGCUGCCAAACGUUCACGAGAUGCUCGUCGGCUAAAGGAAAACCAGAUCACAGUCCGGGCAGCCUUUCUGGAGAAAGAGAAUGCAGUGUUGCGCCAAGAGGUAGCCAAAAUUCGCCAAGAACUCUCUCGUUACAGAAACAUCCUGUCAAAAUACGAGUCGCAGCAUGGAACCUUGUAAAGAACAGAGUAAAGGGGUAGCUGUCCCACUUGGUUGCACGAACUAACAUGACUUCACAAGAUCCUUUCCCCCCCACGAUCUCUUUUUGUUGUUUCCCCAAGCUUGCCCUUGUUCACCGACGAGCAACACAAGAUUUAGACGGCAAAAGGGACCCACUGGAAGCAGGCCAUCAAACUUGUUAUUUUGCCUUGCUUCCUCUAAAUCCCAGCAUUCCAUCAGGACCUCCCUUUCUGCAGGAAAAGGGUGCUAUGUUGACUAAUAAACAGUAUGGGGCAUCACCAGCAAUUGGGCAAAGAGAAGAGAGGAAAAGGAAGCAAAAUCCGACUCUGAGGAAGCCAAAGCUGAUUUUGAUUCUGAACACAGGCACUAUCCAAUACACCAGCUAGCACUUAAGGCUAAUUACUGGUACCUGACAAUCCUUGCACAUAAUUUUCCAGUAGCAUUGCAUUUCUUUUGAUUAUUUUUUUCUAUCUGUUAGAAAAGGUAGAUGGAUACAACAUGAAUGAGAUAUAAAAAGUGUAAAAACAAAUGUAUAUAUGUAAAGGGAGUAUGGAAUAUUGAACAUUUAUUGCAAUUUAACAAGCAGAAAAGGUGUUGAACAAAUAUUUUUUUGAAAAUAUUGGUUUAGGACUGCAGAGAUUUGGUACAAUACUAUAGUAUUAAAGCGUAGAUGGGCAACCUCAGUACUAUCACUGGUGCAAACUACAUGUUUGAUCUCUGGCGACAUUUCUCAGCUGGCUGUUGACCACUCUGGAGAUAAGUUGGGAAUGGACACUAUAGGAGACUGAGUUCAGUGAUGUUUGGAGUGCUGAUGAGUGCACAUCCUCGUUUUAAUGUCCUUGUUGCCAGAACAAAGUAAUUCCUGCAUGGAGAAGGCUCAAAAUCAUUACUAAAUUGAACCCUUUCUUGUGGUGAAUUUUAUGGCAUUGGGUUUACAGCCAACCGUGUCGGUCAACUGACCAAACCCAAGCAAAUGAAUAGCCCCCUCCCCCCCAAGCUUGUUGAUGAAAGAGCUGCUUCUCUUUUAAUCAUCAAAUACAUGUGUUUGAUUGUUUAUUGUUUUGUUUUUUUAUACGUAGUUAUUUUUCAGAAGAAAAUUGUGAUCUUUAUUAAGUUGUUUUUUCAUUUUCAACUUGCGUGUAAAUGACCCAUCCCUGUAAUAUGUUUUUAAACCUUGUUUGAUCUGCCGUAUUAGAGCCAUAUGUUGUCAAGACGAUCAAUUUUUCUAUUUCUUAACAGUUCUAAAACCGUUCUUGGCUUUUGUUAUACACAGUUGUAUUCAAACGCUGAACACUCAAUAUUUUGACCACUGUUUUAGAGCAAUGCUAUCAUAACUGGUGUACCACAGGAUGGCUCUAAGGAUAGUUUGUGGCUACAGAAUGGGUUAUUUUAUAACACUGCUGUGGUGUCCUAGCAAAAACCCAAUAGUGCACAUGUGGUUGAUGCUAGGCAAAUCUGGUGCUCCUGAUCAAAGUUGACUCACUUUUUGCCUGCAGAGGGUCUAAGGAAAUGAACGGGAGCAUGCUUACCAAAUCAAGAUUGUCAGACUAUAUUUUCACAACCAGACACUGGGAACCCUCUUGUGUCACUACAGCAUUAAUCAGUGGGCAUAAUAUUCACAGUGCAAGCCAAAUUACACCGCAAAUUGGUUUGCUGGUGCUCUGCAUUGAAUAGGAUAUAAAUAUUGUGUCAGCUGAUAGCGACAUUGGCCCAGUCAAGAAGGAAAGGUUAAUCCGGUCAAAUUUUUGUUAGAAAUGAAUUCUCAAACAUUAACUAACUAUGGGCGUAUAAAGGUGAAAAUAUGCGUGGAACACGGUGUUAUCAGCACAUGCUGUGAAUUUUGAAAUUGUCGCAGUUUCUUUUUAAAACAAAGUAUUUAAUCACGGGUGAUAGCCAUACAUUAUAUGCUUGCGUCCCUGUUUCGAGAUAAACACGCACUUAAUACUUAACCUGCACAGACCAUCCUUAAGGUUUUCUAAGGUGAAAAUGUUAUUUGAAGUAGAAUUUAAGGUGCCACAUGUUAAGCAAUAUUUGUCACAUUUAAAACAUUCAUAGAAGAGUUUAUUAAGACACAUUGCUUAAUCUUUCAGUUACAAGGAGUGUGCUCAUUAGUAUAAAUUUAAUUCUAAUGGAAAUCUCAUUAUGGCAUAUUCCGUUCUUAGCAAGAAACUAAAUGGAAUAUGCAUCAGGUUCAUUAGUCAAUAAGAAGAGUAGCCACAUACGGGGAAUGGAAACAAAUGGGUUAUUGGAAUCUAAUUCUGGUAGAAUUAAGGCUUCUUACAGUUAAAGGACUAUGGCUGCAACAGUAAUUCUGGUGCGGAAAUGCUACUACUGUAGCAUUGGGCUGCAGUCAAUCACGAAACCUUAUUGUCAACAGCCAUAGAACAAAUCAAUCAGUGGGUUUUUCUAUAUACUGUAGAAGCCAGGCGUAAAUAACAGGAAAACUACCUAAACUACCUAAAUAGACUGAAGGUUAAUCGCUUCGUAAAAAGGCUGGCAGAUGUAUGUCUGGGGGGGCAUAUUAUUCUCAUUGACCCAGAUAGUAGCCCUUACACGUGUGUAUGUGUGCGUAUGUGAUCCACAGUUCAACAGAUAAAUAUAUAUUUAUACACACACACUCUCAUACCUCAUGACGAGAAAUCAAAUAAUUUUACCUUUAUAGUUACACUAUAUGCACUAAUUCAUCCUAAUUGCCUGAGACCACUUACUCAAAGUACGAAGUUAACUGAUAAGCAAAACCAAAAUAUACAGUAUAUGAGCACAACUUUCUGUAUCUAACCCAUGUCAAACAAAACAUUUCUAAAGACUGUUGUUACCAUAGCACAUUCCUUAGUUCAUUAUUUGCUAGCACCGUAGGAUACCCUAGUUCUCUUGAUCUGUGAUAAACAUGUUGAGACAAAUAGUUUAAAUGGUAGUGUGACACCCAACUAUAUUAGCCUACCUAUAUGGACAAAAACGAGAAAAAGAGGACAGCUAUCUGAUAAAAAAAAUUAAUUAAUAUUUAGUAUAAAUCACAUAAACUGCUGAAAAUCAAACUCACAAUAUGUAGGUUUUGUACACCUAGCUGUCUGGAUUCAGACGGACCCUAGUUUUGUACUAGCAGUUCUAGUCAGAAACUUUGGGGCAGAUGUAUUAACCUGGAGAAGGCAUAAGGAAGUGAUAAACCAGUGAUAAGCACCAGCCAAUCAGCUCCAAUAUGUAAAUUAACAGUUAGGAGCUGAUUGGCUGGUGCUUUAUCACCUUGCACUUAUCACUGGUUUAUCACUUCCUUAUGCCGUCUCCAGGCUUAAUACAUCUGCCCUAUAGUCUGUUAUCAUGCGCAAGGUAUUUUGUACAUGAUGUUUCAAUUACAUUUAUACAUCCAUUGUUGUGAGUCUACAUUUGGACUCUUGUGUGAUUAUUUACCACGUCCCACUUCUCCAGAAUCUGGAAGACAAAGGAGAAUGAAUGUUUGUGGAAGCCUGGUGUGUAGAUCUGUAGUCAGUGUACAUUACACCUUUUGAUUUGCACUAGCUUAUAAUGAAUACAGAAUACCGUUGUAGAGUUUUUUGGGUUCUUAUAAAAUAUUGAGUAUGUUUUGUUUUCCUCAACUGAUCUUUGUAUUUUCUAGAUGCUUUCUGUACUCAAAGACAUCUCAUAUUUACUUGUCUGAAAUUGACAAGCCAAAAAAAAAAAACACUUCUAAAGGUUUGACCCAAAUCUCUGGGAAUCUUUCUUUCUUAUUUUGCAUGAGGCACUUUGAAACGUAAUGAGCUACAAAUAUUUUUCAUGUUAAAAUGGAUGCACCUUAUGCACUAUUUAUAGUUGUCACAAAAUGCCACUAGAUGACAAACUGAACGACUUGCUGUCAGUAAUCGUACUGGGAGAUCCUGUCUGAGGGUAAAUACUGGAGAAUUUAAAGACUUUUCACAUUGAUGUUUACAUAGCUGCCAGCAUUAUUACCGUAACAAAGGAUAGAUUUGUUGCAAUUUUAAUGUAGUUCCCACUUUGUUUUCUUAGAUUAUUGUUAACCAAGCGAUCUAAACCCUGGGUGCCUUAUUGUAUGGUACAGAUUGUAUGCUCCUCGUCACUGGUUCCAUCUCAUGUCUCCUUACGCCAUGCAGACUACUGGUAGCGUGGAUUUCAUUAGAACCUGGCGCUUGGUUGUCAUGCUUGGCGUACAUGUCCAGUUACAGAAGAUUAAGGAUAAGUCAAGUUCUUGGGAGACAAGUGAGGGGGCCAAUAGAGAGACACAAGGCUAGGGGGGCACCCUCUUAGCGCCUAAAGCUACCCUGGUUACCAUAGAAAACAUUACGAAAUUGGACAUGUUUAAAUUACUUUUCAAAGUAUAGGACAAUCAAUAUUAAUUGAGUGGUUAUAUUAAAUGUAAUUAUGUUUAUCGUUAUGCUACAGCUUACCAUGAAUUUUACUGUUCUGAUACCUAUUAGCUAAAAAUGAUAUAAAUGCCAGACGUUUUCUAGAAGAUUUUUAUAUGAAAUGGAAUUAAGGAUCACUAAUUGCAAUACAAGUUGCUUUAUAUUAAAGAGAUACUAUAAACAUUUGCAAAUAUACAUUGUACACAUUUUAGACUUCCAUCAAAGGACGGUACAAUAUGCCUCUUAUAACCAGUUGUUGCAAAAACAAAAUAUUUUACAUGUGGAGAACAUUAAAUAAAUGGCUUGCUUGGACGUGAUCAUAACGAAGAUCAAUCAGGUUUGAGAAACGUUGAACAGGCUCAAAACUGAGUGAAUUUUUCAAGCUUGAAAAUGAUCGAGACCCUUGCACCAUUUCUGAAAUCCAUUCAAUUACUAUUUGUUAAUACUAUUAGUGACUAUUUGAUAUAGAGCAAUUUCUAUUUAAGUUUAGUGGUCCUAAAGUUAUAUAAAUAAAAUAUUAUGAAAAACUGAUUUUAAUAGUCAAAAAACAAACUCUAACAAAAAUGGUCAAAUUUUUUCAAUGUUACCAAAAGACAAAUCCAGGUGUGUUAUUGUAGUUCUUAUGUCUGCUUAUAAAAAAGAUGGUACUCCUUCAGGUGGGAAAAGCUUCCUUGAAAUGACAUGGGCACAAGUUAAUGCUGAUUCCAACCUGCUGGUGUACAAUAUUUUAAUAAUCAGAAAAAAACUUAUUGAAGACAAGCAUUCAUGGUAAAACCAUUUCAUCAUUGAAUAUAAAAAUAUAUUAUAUUAGUAUUACUGUCGCAGACAACAGAUUUUUCUUUUUUUAUUGUCACCUGGGUUAAUGAAAUCUGAUAAUUUGGCAAUGAAUAGAUUUCCAGGGCUGCCUACAUGCUAGCUGUCCUACUGAAAUGUAAUACAGUAGGCCAAUUAACUUUCUCAGGGAAAUCGGGGGCUGCAGGAAAGCAUUUAAUGGUCACAUUAACCAGUGGAGAUCACUUUGAGAUUGGGAAAUAUAUGAUGGGUGGGAUACAUUUGAAAACUAGAUUUGUUUUCUAACUGGUAUCAUUUUCUCCCAUACAAUACAAUUAAUCUCCUUAUUUCUUCAUAUUUAUUGGUGAUAAUCUCUACAAUUAAAUUAAGACAAGCUCAGAAUAUUAGAUUCCCAUUGCAGUAUCUCUGUGGGUAGCGGGGACCGCCACAAUCUUGAGUAAAUUAUCAAGCAAAUCCAAUUUUCAUGCCUUUAAUGAAUUGGUGCACACUUAGGAGGAGAUGUAGAGAACCUUUUUGCCUAUAAUAACUAAUCAGGUUCUAGCUAUCCUUGAUCUAGUAUAUACUUGAAAAUGAUAGAUAGACUCUGAUAAGAUACGGAGGGCAACACAUCCACAAAUCCUCUUCAGAGGGGUUGAUAAAUCUUCCCCUUAGAUGUUUACGUUGCCCAAAAUAAUUAGAUGGUGGAAUGUUUGUAGUAGAGUCUGUGUUGAGUUUAAGAAUUUCUCAUCUAAAAUAAAUACAUCCUCUUUUUAGUGAACUCAUCAUAAUGCCUUCACUUAUUACCAGGUAUCUUAAAAGGCCAAUAAUUGUAUUAAACUUUUAUAUAACACUACUCUCGACAUACCACCUUUUUUCUAUAAUGGAGGUAUACGGAGAGGGCCCUAAAUAUUUUACUAUAUUGGUUUUAUAAGCUGCCAAAUGUAUGGUUAUAGUUAGCACAAGAAAAUAUAUUCAGAGAAGAGAACAAUAUAUAUAUAAAGUUAUAUUAUAUAGAUGUAUAGAUAUAUUUAUUUUAUCAUCCAAGAAAUAUAUUUGUAAGCAAUAAAGUUCACAGAUAACACGGGGCUCGAUUUUCCUUUGAUAAGAUAAAGAUAUAUGGUUUGGUGCUUGUGUCCUAUUUUUGUUGUUGUUGCAAAAUCAUAUUAUGGAUGAAGCAUUUUGUACCAAUUAUUGCAAUACUGUUAUGAGUAAAGCUUUUGUGUUUUGUGUU